AUAUCUGGCAACUGGGGAUCAGAUUAGUUCGAUAGCAUUCGCCUAUCGAAUUGGAGAGUCUACGGCUGCCAGCGUCAUAAAAGAAACGUGCCUCGCUUUAAUGCAAGUAUUAGCACCAAACUAUCUUCGACCUCCAACAAGAGAUGAAUGGAUCAAUAUCUGCCAUGGUUAUUGGCAAGAUUGGAAUUUUCCUAAUUGUGUAGGAUCAAUCGAUGAUGUUGGUGCGUAUGGUAGCAAUAACGACGCAGGAGUAUUUUCUCGUUGUGAGUUUGGCAAAGCUCUACAAAACAAAGAACUUGACUUACCACAAGGCACUACGAAUUUACCUGGUAGCAAACCAGUACCGUGUUUCUUUGUUGGAGAUGACGCGUUUCAAUUAUCUAAAAAUAUGAUGAAACCCUAUGCUGGGCGAAAUCUAAAUCAAAUUCAAAAGAUCUUUAAUUAUCGUCUUUCUCGAGCAAGACGAACNAUUGAAAAUGCGUUUGGAAUCCUAGCUUCACGAUGGAGAGUCUUGAGAAAAUUCAUUGGUUUGCAUCCCACCAGUGUCGAUAGCAUUGUUAUGGCAUGCAUUUGUCUACAUAAUUUCUUGAAAACAGAAAAUGACGAGUUACCAGUGCACAAUCGUACUUAUUGUCCACCUAAUUUUGUGGACUCCGAAUCACAAAGCGGUGAGAUUUAUCUUGGAGAAUGGCGAAAUGAAGGUGAAAGCUUUCAAGGUCUUGCACCGACAUCCGCUCAUCGUGCAACAACGGAAGCGUACAAGCAACGAGAUACAUUAGCGCAUUAUUUAGUGACCCCAGAAGGUGAAGUUCCGUGGCAGUAUACAUACANACGGAGAGGUUUCAAUUCUGAAGAUACUCCAGAUGAUUGAAUAAAUAUAUAAAUAGUAUCAAAUAAAUUUUUGUAUGUAUAAAACUCUGGAACUUUUAUACUCACUUUCAAAUUUUAUAAAUAAUUAUUAACGCAAGCGUCUUAAAAUUGAAGGUUUUUGUUUGGAAUUAUUAAAGUAAUAAAUAAAAUGAAUAGUUCAAUGUGCGUGUAAUGAACAAAGACUUGAUUUCUUUUGUAUUAAAAUUAUAUUUAUUACAAAAAUAUCAAUAUUAAUUCUUUAGAUUAGACAUGUUUCUGUCCAUCUUAAUAUAAAUAUAACAUUGCUAUUAAACUUGUAUUUAUAAUAUAUAUCUUCUGAAAACAAUAAUUGAAUUUUUCUAAUAAAAUAUAUAGAUUCAAAUGUUUGAAUUAUUUCUAUCUUNCAAUAGAAAAACAUAACUUAGACUUAUUUCUGUAAUAUCAACGCAAUCACAAAAUUAUAGUCAACGUGUUCUCAUGACUUUUCUUUUUUGGGAUAAGUUAUCCCAAUAAUGUUGGUAAUAUCAGUCUUAAUAUUUAUUGUAAGCAUUAAUGAAAAAAGUAUUAAAAAUUUCUGAUGUUUUUUCCAAAAAUAUUAUGAAAGUUAUGUAAAGAUAAAAUGUAAGUCUGAAUACAGAUAAUGAAACAAAUAUCAAAAUACGACAUCAUUUUUUGCUGUUUAACAUGUAAUGCAUAAUACUUAUAUAUUAAAUAAAAUA
Pseudomyrmex gracilis is the source of this 1568-nucleotide messenger RNA. RefSeq lists its product as uncharacterized. The transcript has 2 exons. The record is from RefSeq and is a predicted model, not a curated record. The annotation marks the transcript as partial. NCBI's taxonomy places the organism in Eukaryota, Metazoa, Arthropoda, Insecta, Hymenoptera, Formicidae.